Molecule: messenger RNA, 2595 nt
Organism: Ilex paraguariensis (yerba mate)
Lineage: Eukaryota; Viridiplantae; Streptophyta; Magnoliopsida; Aquifoliales; Aquifoliaceae
Source: the annotation of a GenBank genome assembly
AUGCGUCUUCUUCUCUUGUUCCUUCUCUUCCCGCCAUUGAUAUUCUCUCUGAACCAGGAAGUUCUCUACCUUCAGCGAGUCAAGCUUGGCUUUGACGACCCAGAUGGAGUUUUCUCCAACUGGAACGACCGUGACAAAAACCCUUGUAACUGGUACGGAGUCACCUGCGACUCAGUGGCUAACUCGGUUAACUCACUGGACCUCUCCAACUCCAAUAUAGCUGGACCGUUCCCUUUUCUACUCUGUCGCCUUCAAAAUCUCAGCUUUGUCUCUCUCUACAACAACUCAGUCAACUCAACUUUCGCCGGCGAUUUCUCCGAAUGUCGGAAUCUGGAGCAUUUAGACCUAGCUCAGAACUUGCUCACCGGUACACUGCCAGAUACUUUAGCAGACCUCCCCAAUCUCAAAUACCUCGAUUUGACCGGAAAUAAUUUCUCGGGCGACAUUCCUGCCAGCUUCGGAAAGUUUCAAAAGCUCGAAGUGCUUUCACUGGUUGAAAACUUACUCGGCGGUGUGAUUCCGGCAGUUCUCGGCAACAUUUCGACUCUGAAACAGCUGAAUCUGUCCUACAAUUCGUUUUUAAAGGGUCGGAUCCCGCCGGAGCUCGGAAACCUCACGAACCUCGAGGUCCUCUGGCUCACCGACUGUAACCUGUUUGGUGAAAUUCCUGACUCGCUGGGUCAACUCAAACGAGUCAAAGAUUUGGAUAUAGCUGUAAACAGUCUAAACGGUCCCAUUCCGAGCUCACUCACUGAGUUGACCAGCGUUGUUCAAAUAGAGCUGUACAACAACUCGUUGACCGGCGUCUUACCAGCAAGAGGGUGGUCAAACAUGACGGCAUUGCGAUUACUGGACGCUUCGAUGAACGAGUUGACUGGUACGAUUCCCGACGAGCUGUGUUCGUUGCCACUCGAAUCGCUCAACCUCUACGAAAACCAGUUCGAAGGUAACUUACCGGAAAGCAUAUCAAAUUCCCCGAACUUAUACGAAUUACGGCUGUUUCAGAACCGUUUAACCGGAGAUUUACCCAAAGAUCUCGGCAAAAAUUCACCUUUAAAGUGGGUUGAUGUGUCCAGCAAUCAGUUUUCCGGCGAAAUUCCGAAAAGUCUAUGCGAGAAAGGCCAAUUAGAAGAGAUUCUAAUGAUAUAUAACUCAUUUUCCGGUGAAAUUCCGGUGAGUUUGAGUGAGUGCACAAGCUUGACAAGGGUAAGGUUGGGCUAUAAUUCUUUUUCCGGCGACAUUCCGGUGGGACUUUGGGGGCUUCCGCAGGUGAGCCUGCUGGAGCUUAUCGACAAUUCAUUUUCCGGCGAAAUCGCGAAAACUAUAGCCGGAGCAACGAAUUUAUCGGCUUUGAUUAUAUCAAAAAACAAUUUUUCUGGUUCUAUACCGGAAGAGGUUGGAUAUUUGGAAAACUUGGUGGAGUUUUCAGGUGGGGAUAAUAAGUUUUCUGGGUCUUUACCGGCGAGUAUUGUGAAUCUUGGACAAUUGGGAAGGCUUGAUCUUCAUGACAACGGACUUUCUGGGGACUUUCCAAGUGGAAUUCAUUCUUGGAAGAAGCUAAAUGAGCUCAAUUUGGCUGAUAAUAAACUUUCUGGGAAUAUCCCAAGUGAAAUCGGAAGCUUAUCUGUGUUGAAUUAUCUUGAUCUAUCAGGAAAUCAAUUUUCGGGGGAAAUCCCAAUAGGGUUACAGAAUUUGAAGCUAAAUCAGCUCAAUUUUUCGAAUAAUCGACUUUUUGGGGAGAUUCCACCAUUGUAUGCUAAGGAAAUGUACAGAACUAGCUUUCUGGGGAAUCCUGGAUUGUGUGGAGAUAUAAAUGGUCUGUGUGAUGGUAGAAGUGAAGCUAGGAGCUUGGGUUAUGCUUGGUUAAUGAGGUCAAUCUUUCUUCUUGCUGGGGUAGUGUUCAUUGUAGGUGUGGGAUGGUUUUACAGGAAGUAUAGGAAUUUCAAGAAUGCGAAAAGGGCUAUUGAUAAGUCGAAGUGGACAUUGAUGUCGUUUCAUAAACUGGGUUUUAGUGAAUAUGAGAUAUUGAAUGCUCUUGAUGAAGAUAAUUUGAUUGGAAGUGGGUCUUCUGGGAAGGUUUACAAGGUUGUUUUAAGCAAUGGUGAGGCUGUUGCGGUGAAAAAGCUUUGGGGAGGUUCUAAAUUAGCCGAUGAGAGUAGUGAUGUUGAGAAGGGUCAGUUUCAAAACGAUGGUUUUGAAGCAGAGGUUGACACAUUGGGAAAGAUUAGGCAUAAGAACAUUGUUAAGCUAUGGUGUUGUUGCACUACUAGGGAUUGCAAGCUUUUGGUAUAUGAGUACAUGCCUAAUGGUAGUUUGGGUGAUUUGCUUCACAGUAGCAAAAGUGGAUUGUUGGAUUGGCCGAUAAGGUAUAGGAUAGCUUUGGAUGCUGCUGAGGGGCUCUCGUAUUUGCAUCACGAUUGUGCUCCUCCGAUUGUGCAUCGUGAUGUGAAAUCGAAUAACAUUCUCUUAGAUGGAGAUUUUGGAGCCCGGGUGGCGGAUUUUGGAGUGGCAAAAGUGGUGGAUAAAAUUGGAAAGGGAACCAAAUCCAUGUCUGUCAUUGCAGGGUCUUGUGGCUACAUUGCACCAGGUUUGUGA